Pseudomassariella vexata is the source of this 603-nucleotide messenger RNA. Its product is annotated as GTP-binding protein rho2. The record is from RefSeq and is a predicted model, not a curated record. NCBI's taxonomy places the organism in Eukaryota, Fungi, Ascomycota, Sordariomycetes, Amphisphaeriales, Pseudomassariaceae. The transcript has 5 exons. Gene Ontology annotation, biological process: small GTPase-mediated signal transduction. The coding region runs from base 1 to 603 and encodes 200 amino acids. Gene Ontology annotation, molecular function: GTP binding; GTPase activity.
AUGGCGAGCGCAAAUGCAGGCAAUGUCAUCCGCAGGAAAUUGGUCAUCAUCGGCGAUGGAGCCUGCGGCAAGACCUCCUUGCUGAGCGUCUUCACCCUUGGAUACUUCCCAACACACUACAUACCCACAGUCUUCGAGAACUACGUAACCGAUUGCAGAGUCGACGGCAAGUCGGUGCAACUAGCAUUAUGGGAUACAGCAGGGCAGGAAGACUACGAGCGAUUGCGGCCCCUCGCAUACUCUAAGGCACAUGUGAUUCUGAUAGGAUUCUCGAUUGAUACGCCGGAUUCCCUGGAUAACGUGAAGCACAAGUGGAUAGAAGAGGCACAAGAGCGCUGCCCUGGAGUGCCCAUCAUCUUAGUAGGACUCAAAAAGGAUCUGCGGGAUGAUCCGGUGGCAAUAGAAGAGAUGCGCAAGAAAUCGCAGAAGUUUGUGACGGAGCGCGAGGGCGAAGCCGUCGCACACGAGGUCGGCGCCCGCAAGUACCUCGAGUGCUCAAGUCUGAGCGGCGAGGGCGUCGACGACGUAUUCGAGGCAGCCACACGAGCUGCCCUGCUAACAUUCGAAAAAGGCGAGGGAGGCGGAUGUUGUGUUAUUUUAUGA